AUGAGCCAGGACCCGGUUGUGGCAGCAGCCGUGCGUACGCGCUCGCCGUCACCCUCGUCCUCACGCGGCUCGAGCCUGCUCCGGCCCCCCCACAAGUCGUACGGCGCGACAGAUACACCUUCCCUACAUGUCCAGAUUGCGACCCCCGAUCCGAGCCAGUUCGAAGGUAAUGGCGCAUACGGGUACUCGGGGUUCGAGGAUGACUUGGAGGAUAUGGUUGAUAUUGGGGAAUCGUGGCGAUUCAUGAGCCGGUUCUACGGCCUUGUGCCACUGACUACACUGGCCUUCUUCGCGGGCCUCAUAGCCUUAAUUACCUGGGGAUGGCCGCCGAGCAGUGACGAAAAGGAUGAGGGACAGGCUUACCCCCACCCGUUCUUCUGGAAGGCGUUCCUGGUGGGCACGUUUGCCAGUAUGGCCGUCCAGUCCCUCCGUGUACCCAUGUUCAUUUUCGUCUCGUGGCUUCCUCUGAGCGGUACGGCGGCCGUUGUACUCUCCACAGCCGCCCAUGUGGUCGUGCACGAGGCGUGUCGCCUCAUCUCCGUGCCGCUCACCAUCCCCUCUCCGACUUCGGGCUUUCAUUCGAGUUACUACCUCGGAUUGGGAUGGGGCGUUGCCGAGGCCGCAUGGGGCAUCGUGCAAGGGUACGAACAGCUUAGCCUGUACGAGGACCUGAGUGACCCGUGGGCUAUCGAGGAGCUCGGCUGCGACGACUGCGACGUUGACGAGUGCGCAGAGGACAUGGAUCUUGAGGACGAGGCUGGCGCAAAUGACGACCUGGCCGAGCUCGAACACCGCGUCGAGAUCCUGGAGCGCAUGCGCGCGCGUGCAGAACUCGAGGAUGUCAUGGGCCUUCCCUUCCCCCUCAUCCCCUUCGCACUGCACGUGCUGUGGCGCAUCGACACGUUAAUCCUCAACCUCGGCCUAACCCUCAUCCUCUCGGGCUUCUACUUUGACCCAGAGCCGAUCUACAAGCACGAAUCCGCUGCCGCUACCAGAGACUGGCCGCCCAUCGCGCCCAAGCCCACACCAAGCCGCUGGCUUCCGCUCGCCUGGGUCGCCGUCACGAUUGUGCACAUCACUCUCAGCCUAGUGUGGAAGGUCGUCGGGCGUGUCGGUGUCGGCGCCGUGACGUGGGGCGGCCAAAUUGUUGCGCUUGGCAGCGUGUUCGCCGGCUUAGGUGUUUGGGGUGGCGUCGUCUAG
Cutaneotrichosporon cavernicola is the source of this 1200-nucleotide messenger RNA. RefSeq lists its product as uncharacterized. The record is from RefSeq and is a predicted model, not a curated record. The transcript is spliced from 6 exons. Bases 1 to 1200 code for a protein of 399 amino acids. Lineage: Eukaryota; Fungi; Basidiomycota; Tremellomycetes; Trichosporonales; Trichosporonaceae.